Molecule: messenger RNA, 4789 nt
Organism: Dreissena polymorpha
Lineage: Eukaryota; Metazoa; Mollusca; Bivalvia; Myida; Dreissenidae
Product: ras-related C3 botulinum toxin substrate 2-like
Exons: 8
Coding region: 368-955 (195 amino acids)
Biological process (GO): small GTPase-mediated signal transduction
Molecular function (GO): GTPase activity; GTP binding
Source: RefSeq, a predicted model, not a curated record
UCAUCAAUUAGUGAAAUGUGAACGUUGAUUGACACAAAACAAUGACUCUUCAAACGUUUCCAUAAAUGGAUUUUACGAAAAAAUGAAACCUUUUCGGGGCACGUGAGGGUAAAGGAGUUAAUGAGCUUUCAGCGUUUUUUAUCACCGCCUUGGGACUGGUAUCAGCACUGGUCACAUUGGAAAAAUAAGUGUAGCCUUGGAUAUCACCAGUGUGCAGAUUAAUCAAGUUGAUAGCUGAUAAGACUUUUGGGAAGGGCAACAUACAUUUCCAGUGGAAGAAACAUAAAUAUUCAGACUGUUGCGGCCCUGUUGUUCACACUCGUCGUCCAAACUGGAGCAGACACGCUUUUACGGCAUCGAAAACAACAUGGCCCAAGGGCGGCCAAUCAAAUGUGUUGUGGUCGGCGAUGGCACCGUUGGAAAGACGUGUAUGCUGAUAUCGUACACAACGGACAGUUUUCCAGGAGAAUAUGUCCCCACAGUUUUCGACAACUACACAGCCAACAUGAUGGUGGAUGGUAUAGGGGUGAGCCUGGGAUUGUGGGACACUGCCGGCCAGGAGGACUAUGACAGGCUGCGGCCACUCUCUUACCCACAGACGGAUGUGUUCCUGAUCUGUUUUAGUGUUGUUAGCCCGUCUUCUCACGAGAACGUAGUAACGAAAUGGAACCCCGAGAUUAAACACCACUGUCCCGAGGCUCCAGUUAUAGUUGUAGGUACCAAAAUUGAUUUACGCGAGAACAAAGAGGCCAUAGGGCAACUUGCUCAACAGGGAUUGUCCCCUAUCAAACGAGAGCAGGGAAUCAAGCUAGCAAACAAAAUAAGGGCUGUGAAGUACAUGGAGUGCUCCGCCCUUACCCAACGUGGUCUCAAACAGGUUUUCGAAGAGGCCGUGAGAGCCGUAAUACAUCCUCAGCCUGUUAGACCAAAAAACAAGUCUUGUCGACUAUUGUGAAGUCUGCACCUUUAGGCGACACUUUUAACAAAUCACAUUGAACAUGUGCAUGUAUAGUGUAAAUGUAAAACAUUAUGCCUUAUUACGAUAUAUGACACACGUGUGAAAUAUUUUUUGAAGCGUGGAUUUCAUGGAUGUAGAAUGAGGUUGAAGCCUGCAUCAUGAUAGGUGCGGUCACAUUUCAGUUUUAUGUGUGUGUACAUAUUGCGACUGUUGUACUGAAAUCUCAUCGCUAUGGAAAUGUAAUUUUGUAAGGAUCUGAAAAAAUUCAUACAACAGACCACGUUCAAAUUUUCGCUCUCAUUUGAAGUCUGUAUAAUUUACAUAAAUGCUGUUUCCUUACAAACUCUCCAUCUCAGUUGAUUUUUACUGUACAGUUUUUAUGCCCCCGGUAGGGUGGCAUAUAGCAGGUGAACUGUCCGUCAGUCUGUUCGUCCAUCCGGAAAAAAAACUUAAACGUUGGCCAUAACUUUUACAAUAUUGAAGAUAGCAACUUGAUAUUUGGCAUGCAUGUGUACCUUAUGAAGCUGCACAUUUUGAGUGGUGGAAGUUCAAGGUCAAGGUCAUCCUUCAAGGUAAAAAAAAAAUAAAAUCAAAUCGGCGUUCUCAUGAAGCUGCACAUUUUGAGUGGUGGAAGUUCAAGGCCAAGGUCAUCCUUCAAGGUCAAAAAUAAAUAAAUAAAUUAUUUCAAAGCGGCGUUCUCAUGAAGCUGCACAUUUUGAGUGGUGGGAGUUCAAGGUCAAGGUCAUCCUUCAAGGUCAAAGGUCAACAAAAAACAAUUAUUUCAAAGCGGCGCAAUAGGGGGCAUUGUGUUUCUUACGAACACAUCUUUUGUUGAUGAUUGUUUAAUGGUGUCGUGAUAUUGAAAUCUAUUCACAUGAAAUAACCUGACACUAUCAAUAGUGUUUAGCAACUAGAAUAAUUGCAUUCAAUUUUUCUUGGGUCAACAAAAGCAAUACGCAUUUUUGUUCAAAUGGCGUAAAUGUUUCAUCGUAUGUUUUAAAUUUGUAACGAAUUGGUGUUUUUUAAAACUGUUUCACAGAGCACAUGACAUUCUCCUCCAUUUUCCUCCAGACAGAGGGGUUUUAGAUUACUUGCCCGAACCUAAAGUAAUGAUUCAUUAUCAUUGUGCAUAAAACUGGUACAUAACCAAUUGAUAUGAGGGCUUUUUGGCUAAAAUGGCUAUAGUUUUUGUGUUUACAUAAUUGUUUUUAAGUUAUUUGAUAAAAAAUGGCUUAACAGAUUAUUUGGCAUUUUUUGCAAUAUUUUACCCAUAACAGCAGAUCUAGUUUGAUGCAAUGUUUAUCUGUAUUUCAGCCAAACUGGUUCAACGCUUAUUUAAAGAUGGCCACAAAUGGCUUUAUUAUAUUUAUUGAACAAAUACCAUUUGUUUGGACAAAGUAAUUUUUCCCAAUUGCCUUUAAGCCUAUAUUUGGCUUUCAGUAUAAAUAAUGUAAUGCAGUUUGCUUUCAUUGCCUUCAUGUAUACAAGGUUGUGAUGUGUCUGUGACAAAGAAAACUGUACAUAAUAUCAGGACGAUAUGUUGCUACAUGUUCCUAUUUUGAUGUAUUGUAUAUUUGGAUACAAGGGUAUGGUUCUGUUUGUAAUUUGUGGUCCAUUGGUAUUACCCUAUCAAGUUUGUUGUCCAUUGGUACUACCCUAUCAUUUUGUUUUUCGGUAGCUUACAUACAUACAUAACUAUAGAUUGUAUGUUAAUUAUUUCAUUUAAAUAACAUAAAUAGGUUAAAUGUUGAAGACCUGGUUUCAUGGCAUUGCCUUGUUUCUUGCUGUAUCCAUUAUUUUCUGUGCCAUUAUUUCUACAACAAUUUAAGGCAUACUUCACACAUCAAUGUAACCUAGAUAUAUUAAUGGACGUGAGAAGUUGGCACUCUUGUUAUCUUAUUACCUUUCAGUUGUUGCCUUUUAUUGCUCCUGUAAUAACCCAUAAUACCAAAGUCUGAAUCCCUAAAAUAAUUAUAUCAAAACUUCACUUUUGUAAUGUUUUUAUGCAUGUUAAUACCAACUUUGCCAGUACCAAAAGAUGAUUUAUCAUUACUAUGGCUGAUGAAAUAACAUGAUGAUUUAUAAAUAUUGUUUAUUGGUCAAGUUUUAAACAUUUGAAAUAUGUUUUAGUUUUAUAGCUAUAAUAAUUUUAUGUAAGGGAAAACAGCCAAAUGUUGUCAAAAAGAUAAUUAAAGGGAAAAUGUCAAUUUUGCUGUUACAUAGAAUACAACCAUGUGCACCUGUAGAGCUGUUCUUUGAAACAAAGUGUUAAUUAUAUCAAGCCUCAAUGUUUUUAUUUCUGUGUUAUUUGUCCCAUGCCAUGAACAACCAAUCUUUUUAUAUUUUACACUGAUUUUUAUAUUAUUUAUGUUGUCACAUGUUGUGUUGCUCCAUUUUUGUUUGCCUACACUUUUGUGUGUAUAUUUUUAAUUGAAACAAAAUCUCAUUGACUCACUUGUAUAUGACUUAUUGUGCACUUUGCCAAAUAAGAAGAUGGCUAAAAAUAUGGAAAUACAUUUAACUCAUUGCCACUCAGAAUCAAAGUGAAAAUGGCUGUAUGCAAUCAGCAUAAAACCAGAACAGCCUGCUAGUAAUUCACAGUCUGUUCAGGUUGUAUGCUGUUUGCUGCUCAAUAGUAUCUAAGGGUUGGAAAUGAAGCCUUAAAAACUUGAAUUAAAUAUAACUUUGUAAGUGACUACAAAUGCGUCAAAAUACAUAUCUAAGUGGUAAAGGUUUAACCAUAUCAAAUGGGCAUAUGAGAAGAAUCUCAUAGUUUCACAGUAAAUAUAAGCGAAGAAAAUUUUCAGUCAGGGAUAGCCUUUCUUUUUACAUCACAUGCAAUCUUUUUUCUGGUGAGAAACUGUUUUAUAGGAAACAACUUUACCGGUACAUCACUAAUUUGGAAUGAAAUAAGAGGAAUUACAAGAGAUACACCUCCAAUGAAUAUUUAUUAAAAGCAAGCGGCAAAUCGCCUAUUCAUGCCAGGACAAUACACAACAAAAUCACAACACAAAAUAUAUAAAUAAAUAACUUCAACUUUGGUAACCACCUUAGAAUUGUUUAUGCCAAGGAUUGGAGUUAAAACCAGUUUAAAGUCUUGCCAAACCUCAUGCUGAAUCCACCAAAUUUCUCUCAACACUGAUGUAUAUAUACAGAGAAAGUGUUAUCUAUGCUGUUUGAAAUAAAUGAAAUUAUUGUUCAUAUCUUAACAUGUUAAUGAUGUGCAAUGUUUAUUUGUGCUUGCCAUAUGUUUGUGUUAACAUUUAUUUUAAUGAAAUAGCAGGUAUAUGACACUUAAGCUAGGUUGACAACAAGUUCAAAUGUAUAUUGUAUAAUGCGAGUCAUCUGUUUGCAUAUCAGCAGUUUUUUUAUAAAUGUAUUUUUAAAGAAGACUUGCAUAUGCAUUUCAAGAUUUUUAUGUGUAUUUGGUACUUGAAAUUUUACACUUGAACUUUAACAUAUUGACAUGUUUGUGGUGCAUUUUAGACUUUGUAUUAUUAUCGAUGGUAAAUGAAGCUUUAUUAUGCUUGACCCGUAGUUUCCACUGCAGUUAACAUGUUUGUAAAUUAUGUUGGUAUUUAAGGUAUUCAAAGUAAUGAUUGAUGCAAUAAUUGCAUUGAUAUAGUUAAUUUCUUGGUUUUAAUGAUUUAUUAUUCUUGAUCCUAUGGCGAAAUCAACAUUUCAGAUACAUAUGCUGUUAAUUAAAUGCCAUACAAGUGCAAUACUAAUAGACCAUUGUAAUGUUAUUUACCGUUUCACUGUAUGUGUCUAACUGUGGAUUCCUGUGCAUUAUUAAUUGCAAUUUAAUCUCUUAUUAUAGCUUCCUAGUCA